GGCGGACAUUUGAACUAUGACGAUCGAUACCGAUAAAUUGCAGUACGCGAAAUUGAUUUACUACUCACCUAGCGCGAUGUUCGUCGAGGUUUAUUCCGUCAGCCGAAUCCACUACCGCUUACUUACUGGCUAGCAAAUCGUCAGUCAAACAGUCAGUCACUCAGUCACUAUGAGAACGUUAGACGGUUCAAAACAUACUCGUACGCUUGGAUAAAAACUUUGGCGCGAUCGUUCCGAGGCGUGGUUAUCAGUUCAUGUAACGCCGCCACUUUGCAGUCUAUUCGUUUGAAAGCAGUGAAAUUAGUUUCGUCAAUGCAAAUUCAAAACUGAAUGGUUCAUUGUUAAAAAAGUGAUCGAAUCAAAAAUCUAAUAUCAGUUUUCUGGGUUGAAAAACCAACCAAUAAUUAUAUUGGCAUGAGUAAUACGCGUACCUCGCGAAUAAGCAUGAGUGACAAUAGCAAUUAGUUUGUGAAAUCAAAAACUUGCAUUUUUCAGGAAUUUUCCAUAAAGCAAUGUAGUGUUUAUAAAGGUUUGAUAAAGUUGGUACCUGAACCAAAAAUUCGAAUCGACUAAGUUGGUGACAAAAUUUCGGGCACCAUGGCUUUCGACCCCCCGGAGGACUGCUUCGAACCAGCAACUGUUCAGCGAUUACUCAGCUUCGUGCCAUCAACCUUGAAGUUUCAAAACAUCAACUACACAGUGGACGGGAAAACUGUUCUGAACAACGUUUCCGGCAAGUUCAAACAUGGUCGCCUGGUGGCAUUGAUGGGACCCUCAGGAGCUGGGAAAUCAUCAUUAAUGAACGUUCUAGCUGGGAUGCGGAUGUUUGGACUCGACGGCCAAAUCACAAUCAAUGAGAAACCGGUGGAGGAGAAUGAUCCACGCAGUGUUUAUGUGGAGCAGGAUUGUCCGCUGUUGAGUUAUCUGACGGUGCGUGGAACGAUGACCUAUGCAGUGGAUAUGAAAAUGUCGCGGAAAACGACGGCGAAGGAGAAGAAGAAUAAGAUCAAAGAAAUUCUCGAAAUGUUGGGCCUGGACAAAUGUGCUAGCACCCUAGUGAAGGACAUCUCUGGAGGCGAGCAAAAACGGCUUUCCGUGGCCGUUGAGCUUAUCACUAAUCCGGCUGUGAUGCUGCUUGAUGAACCCACAAGCGGGCUGGACAGUGUUUCAUCCCUUCAGCUGGUGUCUCAUCUCAAAUCCCUGGCCAUGGGUGGACGAACGAUCGUUUGCAGCAUCCAUCAACCGGCUUCCAAUUUGUUCCAGCUGUUCGAUGAUGUGCUUCUGCUGGUCCGAGGUCGAUGUCUCUAUUCGGGAUCGGUGAGCGGAAUGGUUCCAACAUUGGAAUCGGCAGGAUUUGUCUGUCCAGAGUAUUACAAUCCGGCUGAUUUCGCUAUCGAGGUUAUGACGUCGGAUGCUGAAGAGGCUAAGAAGACGUUGAUCGACCGCACAUCUGAAGAGCUACGAGAGCUGUUCGAAGGACCCACCUCGAGUCCCACUAUCGGAAGAAGUGAGAACGUACGCACAGGUCGAUACCAAAUUCCCUUCUGGUAUCAGUUUAUGAUUUUGCUCAAGAGAUCAGCGAUCUCCACCACUAGGGAUGAGUUCUUUCUGAAAAUUCGAGUUGGUCUUACCAUAGCGUUGGGUCCUGUUUUCGGCAUCAUCUACUAUAAUGCGGGUAACGAUGCUAGCAAGGUGGUUGCCAACAUUGGAAUGUACUUCCAGCUGUUUGCCUUCAAUUACUUUCCUAAUGCGAUAGCCAUGAUCAACUAUACAGAGGAAGCAAACGUGGCCGUGAAGGAAAUUUCGAACAAUUGGUACUCCCGGGAAGCCUAUUUCCUAUCCAAGUUGCUCAACGACGUUCCAUUGCAACUCCUAUGUCCCACCCUUUUGCUUCCACCAAUCUACUACCUAACGGAUCAACCACUAGACCCAACCCGAUUUGCUAUGGUCUGGGCCAUGUUCUUCCUGGGAGGGGCAAUCGCUCAAUGUAUCGGACUUCUGGCCGGCAUUUGUUUCAGCACCAAGACGCAGAACUUCAUCGUUGCCAAUGCUUGCCUAAUUCCAUCGAUUUUCAGUGGAUUUCUGAUCAACGAAAGGGACCUCCUUACGGCACUGAAACCGUUCAGCAUCGUUUCGUUCUAUCGGUAUCAGUUCCACGGGGUGAUGCAAGCUCUCUACGGACUGGACCGGGAUCCACUCAAGUGUUCGCAGGUUUAUUGCUACUUUAAGAAACCGACCGUGAUAUUGGAGACAUUCGAUGUGGAUCCCGAUGGGUUUUGGCUUUGUAUAGGCAUCCUGGUUGCGUUGCUAGUAUUUUUCCAGGUUUCCAUUUAUCUGGCGUUUGUAGUUCGAUUGAGAAAAAUAAAAAUUUAGUAAAA
Molecule: messenger RNA, 2378 nt
Organism: Uranotaenia lowii
Lineage: Eukaryota; Metazoa; Arthropoda; Insecta; Diptera; Culicidae
Product: ATP-binding cassette sub-family G member 1-like
Exons: 5
Coding region: 598-2373 (591 amino acids)
Cellular component (GO): plasma membrane
Molecular function (GO): ATP binding; ATP hydrolysis activity; ABC-type transporter activity
Source: RefSeq, a predicted model, not a curated record